Molecule: messenger RNA, 1254 nt
Organism: Perca flavescens (yellow perch)
Lineage: Eukaryota; Metazoa; Chordata; Actinopteri; Perciformes; Percidae
Gene: sdhaf1
Product: succinate dehydrogenase complex assembly factor 1
Exons: 2
Coding region: 650-898 (82 amino acids)
Biological process (GO): mitochondrial respiratory chain complex II assembly
Cellular component (GO): mitochondrion
Source: RefSeq, a predicted model, not a curated record
UUCACUGUGGUUUUGUAACGCGAAGUAAGGUCACACAGAGGCUGUUUACAUCAGCUAAUACAGCUGAUUAUACAGCGUGCAGGUUAUACUUUUACAUGUCGGUUGAUUAACUUACUGGUGAUUUACUAACGGGACCAGUUUAACCAGAGGAAAUGGGUUGAAUUGGUAAACAUUUGUUAAACCAGUAUAUCGGUCAAACAUCAGAUCCUGCAUCAGUUCAACACCUGAACUCCUCAGACGACUUUUCAGCCAAUCAGAGCUCCCUGUCCACCCCUUACCUCAGAAAGCCUGUAUCAAGACCAGAGCCGAAAAACUCACCAAAAAGACCGUUGUGAGCUCAGGGUCCUCAGCGUUUAAUCUGUAGCUCCAGAUUUAAACUGAUGACCCAUUCAGGGUUCAACACCACGUUCAGUGUCUGUCUGUAAUUAUAAAUCUGCCCUCAGACUGACACGAGAAGAAGCUCAGUGAUGUGCUGAGAGCUGAACUUUCCCAUUCACUUCAAAACAGUCAGAGUUUGAUCACAGCAGCAUUGUUAGAGGACAUUAAAGGAACAUCAUUAGAGGAACUGCAGCUGAAGUACCGGAGUCAUUGUGUCCUUCUAGCUCUCUGCUGACCUGGUUUCUGAUCUUUGGUCUGGGGAGUUAGUCCGAUGGCGCGGCACAGUAAGCUGCAGAAGCAGGUCCUUGCUCUGUACCGGCAGUUUCUGCGGGCCGGUCAGGACAAACCAGGCUUCAUCCCCCGAAUCCGUGACGAGUUCAGAGUGAAUGCUUGCAUCAAGAAGACGGACGUGAUGCACAUUGAGUAUCUGUACAGGCGAGGACAGAGACAGCUGGAGCAGCUGAGGGAUGUAAACACCAAACAGCUAGGUUCUUUCUCUAAACCUGCAGAGAAGAGCUGACCUCUGACCUGCUGUAUGUCUGUGGCUGUUAAUGCCACAACAAAUACUUGGUUACGACCAAACUGUAAUGCUGAGAUGCUGAAGUCCAAUAGGCAAGCAAAUGCUCAGUAUGGAGAAAAGAUGUGAUGCGAUUUAUCAUAAAAUACUUUUUUGGGAUGUUAAAUAAGCCAAAUGUUGUCUGACUGUUUAGACUCAUGAACAUGAAUACACUUUCUUUCACACACUUGAUGAUAAUUAUAAUAAUACACUCAGUGAUGUGGCUAAAACUAUGAUGUGGAAAAGAUGAAUGCAUUCCGCAUGUUAAAGAGAUAGUUUGGAUUUUUUGAAGUAGGGUCAGGGUGCAAAAUUAACGUUUU